Messenger RNA from Dioscorea cayenensis subsp. rotundata (Guinea yam), 732 nucleotides. RefSeq lists its product as uncharacterized. The record is from RefSeq and is a predicted model, not a curated record. The transcript has 2 exons. NCBI's taxonomy places the organism in Eukaryota, Viridiplantae, Streptophyta, Magnoliopsida, Dioscoreales, Dioscoreaceae. The coding region runs from base 1 to 732 and encodes 243 amino acids.
AUGGAGAUCGAUUAUUGCUCUCGUCUAACAGCUGUUUUAGAUGUUGUACGAAUUCUUUUGUUACAAGGUCUUGCAUUCCGUAAUCAUGACGAGUCUUCAAGUUCUAAAAAUAAGGUGAACUUUCUGGAGAUACUCAAUUGGUAUGCAAAAAGGGUUGAGGAGGUUGGAAAUGUUAUUAAUAAAAAUGCUCCUGGGAAUAAUCAAUUAACUUCUCCAAUGAUUCAAAAACAAUUGGUGAAUACAUGUGCUGCAAAGACAACAUUAGCAAUUAUUAAUGAAAUUGGUGACAGUAAUUUCUCACUAAUGGUUGAUGAGUCUUGGGAUAAAUCAAUAAAAGAGCAAAUGGCAGUCAUUUUGAGGUUUGUAAACAAGCAAGUUUUGGAGGUGUUACAAAAUGUGUGUCAAGAUGGAUCAGUUGCAGAUCAAAAAGGUUUGGCAUCAAGUUUGAUUAGUAAAAUGGAAAACUUUGAGUUUGUCUUUGUCUUGCAUUUGAUGAUGAAAGUGUUGGGGAUCAAAAAUGAAUUAUCAAAUGUUUUACAACAGAAAGAUCAAAAUAUUGUCAAUACAAUGGCAUUAGUUGAUACUGUAAAAGAUCGUAUUCAAGAUUUAAGGGAUAAUAGAUGGGAUGAGUUAUUAGAAGAGGUUCAAAGUUUUUGUGAUAGAAUGUAUACUCCAGUGCCUAACAUAGAAGAUAAAAUACCAGUUCAGGGUCGUUCUAGGCAUGAAGGGUAG